CGAGCUGGCAUGUUAUUCACGGCAUAAAUAUUUUCAUCAUGAAUUCAAGCGAUGGAUUAUCAGAUGAUGAAGAAAAGAUUACUGUUUUGUCUUGGAUCUACGUCUCGACUUUGAGUUUAAGUCUGAUAGGUAGUUUUUCUGUCAUGGUGGUUUCCGUAAUAAAGAGAAGGCAUCUCAAUGAACAGGCAAAGCCUCUUCUUCAGCUGGCGCUGGCAGAUUUCCUGGCAUCACUUGUGUUGAUGAUCACCACCAUAAGUAAUUUAACCAAUGAAAUUUGGCCGUUCAGUAAAGAGAUGUGCAACCUCGGAUUGCCUUUGUCUUUGGCCUUCUACUGCAUCUCGUUUCUGCUUGUCAUCAUUUAUGCCUACGAGUCAGCACAUGCGUUUCAAGGAUGGAGAGAAAAACCAGUGCAGGAAGCUUUUGAAACCCAGUUAACACAGUUAUCACGCAGAAGGAGGAAAUUUUGUCUGACCUAUGUUAUUGUGUGGCUUGUACCAAUAAUUGGAUACUUCAUCUAUAUUCAUACCGUCAGUUAUAUUGAAGCUACUAUUGCACCAGAAGAGAUACCAACACUGACAACCAUCAGCAGAGAUCCCGUCAGGUUCUGCAACAGCUGCAUUCUCUUCCUGCGUCUCAUAAAUGAAUCCUGCAUAACAGUGGAUCCAGGUCAUGCUAAGUUCAUUCAAAUUUUCACAUUGAGCAAUGUGUUGAUCGUCAUCAUCAUCUGCACAGUGUUCUACUGUAAGUUAGAGAGCUCUUUUAGGCAUUAUGAGAACACAAGGAUGAUAACAAUGAUACAGGGACAUCCAGGUGGGAUUUGGUCCUCGGCUCGAUACAUGAUCCUUGUUGUCAUUUUCUGUUGGGCACCAGCGCUGCUUCUCAUUUGUCUGUCUUUCACACAACCUAAGAUAAAAUAUAUCUUCCCUCUCUAUGUCACUCAGGCGCUGUCAGUGUCACUCCAGGGUUUUCUGAACAGUAUUGUGUACGCAUGGAGACGACGCAAUUUCAGAGACGCUGUGCUUGGGGAACGUCUGCCUCUCAUGGCCUACUCUAACAGAGCCUUCUUUGACCAAUCAUUAAAUGAGCCAUCAUGAAAUCACAGUAUGAAAUCAUGUACAUGUUAUGUGUGUAUAAAAUACAAGUUUUCUUUUACAAAAAUGUUUGCUUAAAUGAUUUCUUUUUA
Molecule: messenger RNA, 1183 nt
Organism: Carassius carassius (crucian carp)
Lineage: Eukaryota; Metazoa; Chordata; Actinopteri; Cypriniformes; Cyprinidae
Product: transmembrane protein 116-like
Exons: 12
Coding region: 39-1094 (351 amino acids)
Biological process (GO): adenylate cyclase-activating G protein-coupled receptor signaling pathway
Cellular component (GO): plasma membrane
Molecular function (GO): G protein-coupled receptor activity
Source: RefSeq, a predicted model, not a curated record